CUCCUCAGCUUGUGGAUCUAUAGGAGGCAGUUUUAGUUGUGGCUCAACGAUGCGCUCCGCUGGGAGAUGCUGCGUGCUUCUGCUGCUGAUGGAAAGUGUCCUGCCGGACCCGGGGACCUCCAACCAAGUGGUUCUGCUGGACACAACAACAGUACUGGGAGAGCUGGACUGGAAGACGUAUCCAGUCAAUGGGUGGGACGCCAUCACGGAGAUGGACGAGCAGAACAGACCCAUUCACACCUUCCAGGUUUGCCAUGUCAUGGAGCCGAACCAGAACAACUGGCUGAGGUCCGGCUGGAUUCAGAGACAAGCUGCACAGCGGGUGUACGUAGAGCUGCGUUUCACCCUGCGAGACUGUAACUCCAUUCCAUGGGUCUCUGGCACCUGCAAGGAAACAUUCAACCUCUUUUACCUGCAGACAAACGAGCCCCUUCCUGCAACAACGCGGUUUCGGCCGUCCGACUACGCAAAGGUGGACACCAUAGCAGCAGACGAAAGCUUCACGCAGACGGAUCUUGGAGAUCGAGUUCUUCGCCUCAAUACGGAGGUCAGGGAGGUGGGACCGGUGACGCAGAAAGGGUUCUACUUGGCUUUUCAAGAUGUGGGAGCUUGUAUUGCACUUGUGUCAGUCAAGGCGUUUUAUAAACGCUGCCCAUCAGCUUUAAGGAACCUUGCCGCGUUUCCUGAAACGGUGCCGCACAUGGAUUCGUCCUCACUGGUGGAGGUGAGAGGGGCGUGUGUGGAGAACGCAGAGGAGAGGGACACACCUAAACUGUACUGUGGUGCUGAUGGUGACUGGCUGGUACCACUGGGUCGAUGCAUCUGUAGCAUUGGCCACGAGGAGAUGGAUGGCCACUGCCGGGCUUGUAGGCCUGGCUUCUUCAAGGGAAAUGCUGGGAACUUCAAAUGCCCCAAGUGUCCUCUGCACAGCUCCAGCCAUGACCAGGCGGCCACCAUCUGUCACUGCGAUAAAGGCUUCUACAGGGCCAACAAAGACCCCCCGACGAUGCCGUGCACAAGGCCUCCAUCAGCUCCCAGGAACCUGGUUUCACUGCUCAACGACACGGCUCUUUUCUUGCACUGGAUGCCUCCCGCUAACACAGGAGGAAGAAGCGACGUCACGUACAACAUCUUGUGCCAAAGAUGUGAUGGAGGUGACAGUGGUGUAAUGCAAUGUGAGCCGUGUGAGCCUGAUCUGCGCUUCAUCCCUCGUCCACUUGGUAUCACUGGUACAUCCGUGGCAAUACUGGAUUUUGCGAUGCACGCCAACUAUACAUUCCACGUGGAAGCGGUGAAUGGCGUCUCUGAGCUGGGUGUGGCUGCACGCUCACUGGCAAACGUUACCGUCACCACACAUCAAUCUGGUCCUGCUUUUUUGGGGACAGUGAAGAAAGACUGGGCCACUUACAGCAGCAUCGCCCUCUCCUGGUCAGAAGUGGAACCACCUCCUUCAGAGAUUCUGGACUAUGAAGUGAAAUACUACGAGAAGGAGCAAGAGCAGCUGAGCUACUCAUCAACACGGACCAGAACCGCCAGCGUGCUGGUAACGGGCCUCAGACCCUCAACUGUUUAUGUCUUCCACGUGCGCGCUCGCACUGCAGCGGGCUUCACAGCUUACAGCCACAACUUUGAGUGUGCGACAGCAGCCGAGGAUCCAGAUGUUGCAGAUCAGGGUCAGGUUCUGGUGGUUGUCACAGCAUCUGUAGGUGGCUUCUCCCUCCUCGUCAUCCUCACCCUCUUCCUCCUCAUCACUGGACGGUGUCAAGGAUACAUUAAAGCCAGGAUGAAGUCAGAGGAGAAGAGGACUCGCUUCCACAGCGGUCACGUCCCAUUCUCGGGGAUAAAGACCUAUGUGGAUCCAGACACGUAUGAAGAUCCCACGCUGGCUGUGGAAGAAUUUGCCAAAGAAAUCGACCCAUCAUACAUCUGCAUUGACAGAGUGAUCGGUGCAGGUGAAUUUGGAGAAGUCUGCAGCGGCCGCUUACGGAUACCUGGAAGGAAAGACAUUGCUGUGGCUAUAAAAACUCUUAAAGGUGGCUACAUUGAGCAGCAGAGGCGAGAAUUUUUGCGUGAGGCCUCGAUCAUCGGACAGUUCAACAACUCAAACAUCAUCAGGCUGGAGGGAGUAGUCACCAAGAGUAAGCUCUUCAUGCGUUUCUAUGAGGGAAGGACUGGGUGUCUAAGUGUUUUACAACAGUUUAUAUCAGUUUGAUUUAUUCCUGUAGCUCUUUCUUCAGGUCGACCAGUGAUGAUAGUAGUGGAGUACAUGGAAAAUGGUGCGCUCGACUCAUUCCUCCGGGCACGUGAUGGUCAGUUCACGGUGCUCCAGCUGGUCGGCAUGCUGCGCGGCAUCGUAGUGGGCAUGACUUACCUUUCAGAUAUGGGUUACGUUCACCGAGACCUGGCUGCUCGGAACAUUUUACUGGAUGAGAACUUGAUCUGUAAGGUGUCUGAUUUUGGCAUGUCCCGAGUUCUGGAGGAUGACUCUGAUGCAUCUUACACAACCACAGGAGGAAAGAUACCGAUACGCUGGACGGCACCAGAGGCUAUUGCUUAUGGAAAGUUUUCCUCAGCUAGUGAUGUCUGGAGCUAUGGCAUCGUCAUGUGGGAGGUGAUGUCAUAUGGUGAAAGGCCCUACUGGGAAAUGUCCAAUCAGGAUGUCAUUUUAUCAAUUGAAGAAGGCUACCGGCUACCUUCACCUGUCGGCUGCCCGGUGCUCCUGCACCAGCUGAUGCUGCAUUGCUGGCAGAAGGAGGGGGGCCAACGGCCACACUUUAAUGACAUUCUCUCCUCUCUCGACAAACUCAUAAUAAAUCCCAGCAGUAUACUAACUCUUUUCAAUGAUGCUAUGAGUUUUACCGACUCCCCAGAGGACAUGCCAGACUACCCCCUGUUCAUCUCCAUCGGGGACUGGCUCGACUCCAUCAAAAUGUGCCAGUACAAGAGCAACUUCUUGGCAGCAGGAUACACUACGCUGGAUUCUAUUUCCACCAUGAGUAUAGACGACAUCAAACGCAUCGGUGUGUGUUUGAUUGGCCACCAGAGGCGGAUCAUAAGCAGCAUUCAGUCUCUUCGACUGCAGCUCCAUCACAUCCAGCAGAGCGGCUUUCAAGUUUGAGCCCGAUUCACACAA
Messenger RNA from Nematolebias whitei (Rio pearlfish), 3133 nucleotides. Its product is annotated as ephrin type-A receptor 6-like. The transcript is spliced from 20 exons. Gene Ontology annotation, biological process: protein phosphorylation; cell surface receptor protein tyrosine kinase signaling pathway; axon guidance. The record is from RefSeq and is a predicted model, not a curated record. Gene Ontology annotation, cellular component: plasma membrane; neuron projection. Gene Ontology annotation, molecular function: transmembrane-ephrin receptor activity; protein binding; ATP binding. Lineage: Eukaryota; Metazoa; Chordata; Actinopteri; Cyprinodontiformes; Rivulidae.